Messenger RNA from Macadamia integrifolia, 1348 nucleotides. RefSeq names its product rubredoxin. Gene Ontology annotation, cellular component: chloroplast. The record is from RefSeq and is a predicted model, not a curated record. Lineage: Eukaryota; Viridiplantae; Streptophyta; Magnoliopsida; Proteales; Proteaceae. Bases 335 to 952 code for a protein of 205 amino acids. Gene Ontology annotation, biological process: alkane catabolic process. Gene Ontology annotation, molecular function: electron transfer activity; iron ion binding. The transcript is spliced from 2 exons.
GCCAGUAGCCACUGUCCACGAUGGCGAUGGCACCCACCUUAUCAUUAUUCUGGGAUUCACAAGUCACCACUAAAGAGUGGAGUGUGCUCUUUCUCUCUCUCUACACUAGGGCCCAAGCUCCGAAGAGGCCAGAGGGCAUAUGCUUUACAUGGAUCCUUUUGGAUCCUUCUCUGCUGUAGUCUCUCUCUCGCUUCCCCAUUUCCACCCAAACCCAUCGGUAAACCACCCGAAGCACAGAAACUUGUGUUGAGAUUUGAGAAAGCGCAACACCCAGAAAGAUAACAAGAGAAACUCAACAACAGACAGAGGGAAGAAGAAGAUUUAAACCCCGUCAAUGGCUUCUGCUACAACAAGACCGACCUUCUCGUUCCACCUCCACUCUUCACACACUCAUCCAUCGCGCACGAGGCCAAAAACCCUUGUCAGCAUUCCCACUUUCCACUCCCAGAAAUUCCUCAUUUCGCCCAUUUACAGUCUUCCAAGACUGCAAUUCACUUCAAAAUCCGUGGACGUCUCCAAAGAAGACGCACCCAUUUCUGGAGAACCGGAUUUAACGUCUCCAAUUUCUGGAGAACCAGAUUUAACGUCUCCAGUUCCAGAGACGAAGAAAUUUGAUAAGCGUCGUCUCGAAGAGAAGUUCGCAGUAUUAAACACCGGUGUCUAUGAGUGUCGCUCUUGUGGUCAUCGGUACGAUGAGGCAGUCGGUGACCCAUCUUACCCAAUCCCUCCGGGACUGCAAUUCGAUAAAUUGCCCGAGGACUGGAGGUGCCCGACCUGCGGGGCGGCUCAGUCGUUCUUCGUAAGCAAAAGUGUGGAGAUAGCCGGUUUUGCUGAAAAUCAGCAGUUUGGGCUCGGUGGGAAUGCACUCACGUCUGGCCAGAAGACGGUGCUUAUAUAUGGGAGCCUCCUCUUCUUCUUUGUCCUUUUCCUUUCUGGUUAUUUUCUGCAAUAAUCGCAAUUAAGGGGAAACAAUAGUUUAAAGGAGAUUCACUGUCAAUUGUUCGAUGCGGUUGGAACUGCCUCUGUGGCUGUUCAUAUGGUGUCUGAUUGUAGAGCUCUUGUUCUACAAUUGAAUUCAAUAUUCAAGCUAGUCACACCUUGGAGAUGGAAAUGCUGCAACUCACAUCUUUUGCAGUUGUGUUUGAUGAUUUCAUUUAGGGUACAUAGGGCUUUGUUGUGGCUGAUGGUAUUGCAUCCGGCAUCUCUUCAGAGAUGGUAUGUAAUGGUUAGAUAGCUUCAAAGAUAUGUUGGAAUGUUUUGCACUUGAUUAAAUUGCAUCUAUCAUCUCUUUGUAGAUAUUAUGUAAUAGUUUAUUACUGAUGUGAAUGGAAUUGCCUUUGCCUUUAAC